AUGAAUAAUUAUCAAAUUACAACCUCUUAAUGUUCUCCAAAUAACAUAUUAGCAGUUUGUGUUGUAAUAAGAAGGCAUUUUUUUAGAGACAGAUAAUAUUAUUUAUCAUUAACUUCAAAUUCUUUAACUUUGAGUGAUGUAAAUUUUAUGAGAAGUAUUUAAAUAGGGUCCUAAUUAAAAGUCUCCUAAAUAUACCUAACUUUUAGGUUUGGAUACUGUGUUCACUUGGAUAUUAGAUUAAUAAAACAUAAUUGGAUUCACUCUACCUUAUAGGGGGAAAAUUAAGGAAUUUUAUGGAAAACAAAGCGAUAUGCAAUAUCUAAAAGACAAAAUGGGGUAAUUAGUUAUAUAUGAAAAUAUCAAUAAAUUUUAUAAUUUGGAAAAGAAAACUGAAAAAGGAUCUUUUGGAAAAGUAAUUAAGAUUUAUUUUUAGGUUAUGUUAGGUAUUUGUAAACAUACUCAAAAGUAGGUCGCUGUUAAAUAAUUAGAAAUUCUAAAAAAUUCAUAAUCAAUUAUAAAAAAUGAAAUUAAUAUUUUAAGAACCAUCUAUAAUUAUCUAUCUCAGAAUAUCUUAGAAUUAAAAGAAGUUUAUAAAGAUAAAUAAUCUUACUAUAUUGUUACAGAAUAUAUAGAUGGAUAUAAUUUACAAUAAUUAUUAUCAAUCAGAAAAACUCCAUAUUCUCUAUAGGAGUCAUUACACAUUGUUGAAGUAUUUUUAUAUAAAACUAAUAUAGUAAAUUCUAAAAGGACUAACAUAAAUUCAUUAAUCUCAUGUUAUUCAUAGAGAUCUUAAACCUUCUAAUAUUAUGUACAAUUAUAACAAAAUAAAAAUUAUUGAUUUCGGUCUUUCAUGUUUUUGUGGUAAAUAAUUGAAUGAAUUUCCAAAUUGUGGAACAACUGGUUAUUGUGCUCCAGAAGUCUUAAAUGCAAAAAAAACAACAUUAUCCUAUAACUAUAAAGUAGAUAUUUUUAGCCUUGGAUGUAUAUUUUAUGAAAUAUUAACAUUGAAAAAAGUUUUUCCUUACAAUAAAGAAUAAUCAACUUAUUAUUUAAAUCAGAAUUGCUUAAUUAAUAUUGAGGAAUCAGGAUAAAUUUAUGAUUUAAUAAAAUUAUUUCUAAAAGAGGAUCCUAAAUAAAGGUUAGAUACCUUUCAAGCUUUAAAAUUAGUCUAAAACUUUAUAGAAAUGAAAAAUUUUGAUGUAAACACAUGGUAUAAAAUAUCAUUUGAAAAAGAUAAAUAAAGAAACAACUCUGAAGAAAUUUUUUCUUAAAAUUUGUCAGGUUUAUUUAAAUUUUGA
Paramecium sonneborni is the source of this 1298-nucleotide messenger RNA. The record is from the annotation of a GenBank genome assembly. NCBI's taxonomy places the organism in Eukaryota, Ciliophora, Oligohymenophorea, Peniculida, Parameciidae.